UUCCAGCUUUAAGCAUCGUGAAUUGAUUUAAGGAACUUUUCUGUGUGGUUUCCUUCGCAUUGCAACGUGACAAUCAAAUUGAAAAUAAAUUGAAAGAAUUUUCGGCGAAAAGUGAAAGUGAAAACGGGAACAAGGACGAAAACUAAACAACCAACAAAUGGCGCAUUAUGCUGCUAAAGUCGCCAACGACUGCGGCAGCAGCGGCAACCACGAGAGCAACACAAACAACAGCAGCAGCAGCAGCAGCAUCAGCGAGGCGAACGGCAAUAGCAGCGGCAGCACUUAAAUGCAGCAGCAGGGAAAAUCAUCUGAAAACUGGCGAAUAAAACUCAACGACAGGCAAAAACUAUUAAAUCUCGCUGGAUGCCUGCGGCAAUAGUUAUUGUUAAACAACGGGAGAAGCAGCAGCAGCAGCAUCAGGAGGGUCAGCAACAGCAGCAGGGGCGGGGGCAGGGGCAACAAAAGGAGCAGCACCAGGAACACCAGCAACAAGAAAGGAAACAAAUUUGCAAUAUAAAUUUAUGCGAAUUUUUGCGUCGCAGCGGCGCCGACAACGACGUCGACGUCGACGUCCAGGCCGAGCGUAACCCAGGCCAAGCUGCGGGCGUCGACGUCGCAGCAAGUACAGUAAUACCAGCAGCCCAAACAACAGAGAGAGCAACAGCGAAAAAAGUAGGAGCAGAAGCAGCUUCAAGCAGGAAGAGAACAACAGAAAGAGAAGAGCGAGACGGCAGCGCAGCAGAGAGACGACCCAUAGAAGAAGCAGAGAGACCCGUAGAAGCAGCAGUGGAACUGGUGGGAGCGGGUGAAGCGGGAGCGGGAGCGGGAGCGCGAGCACCAGGCACCAAGAGGAGAGCCACAGCAAGAACAACGCGUACAGUUAUUAUAAUAAUGGCGUUAGUUGUUAACAUAAUGCAGCAACAACUACAACAGCAGGGGCAUCAAGAGCAACAGGAACAGCAGCAAAAUCAACAACAACAAGAGGAGCAGCCGCUACUCUGGCCAUUCUAUAACGGCCUCUUGUUUGCCGCAGCGGCGGCCGCAGCUCCUUACAACAGCUCCUCCUCGAAUGACUUCAGUCUCGACGGUGGCUCCGUGGCUGGCCCACCCACCCUGUCCACAUUUCUAUCAGCACCAUCAUCACUGGGCGGCGGCUCAUCAUCGUCUGCGGUGGAGGCGCCACCGCAAACGGAUGCCACGAAUCACACUUUCAAGAGUUUAGCCUUCCUGGCCGGCGACGGCGAUGAGCUGCGCAGCGGCCCCGUGUCCUUUGGCUCAGAUCUCUUUGCGCUCGGAACGGAAACGGAGAUGGACAGAGACCGGGACACGGACUUGUACUCGGACCUCGCCCAGUCCCUGCCAAUUUUCGACUUUGGCAUGCCGCGCAACAUCACCGGACGCACCGGCCACACCGAGGCCAUAAUUAAAUGCCGCGUGGACAGUCUCCAUGAUAAAUCGGUAUCCUGGAUACGGAAACGUGAUCUGCAUAUCCUCACUGUCGGCACAGCCACCUACACCUCGGACAAGCGCUUCCAGGUAACCGAAUCGAAGGAUGCCAGGGAGUGGACGCUGCAUGUGAAGUCACCGCAGGCGCGGGACAGCGGCAUCUACGAGUGCCAGGUCAACACGGAACCCAAAAUGUCCAUGGCAUUUCAGCUGAACAUCAUCGAAAUCUCACCUGACGCCAAGGCCGUUAUCAGUGGGCCACCGGAUCUGCAUUUUAAGGCAGGCAGCGCCAUAAUCCUCAAUUGUGUGGUGCAGCAGCCGUCCGUGAAGGACAUUGGACCGAUAUACUGGUAUCGCGGCGAGCACAUGAUCACGCCAUUCGAUGCAGACGAUGGGGAGGCGGCCGCCCCAACCUCUACCAAGGAGGAGCAACAGCGAGGGCAUCCCUCGGAGGUGGAGUCGUCGCCGAAUGAUGUGCUCAGCGAGGUGGACCUGCAGCGGGAGUUUGCCACACGCAUCGCCAUGGAGUCACAGCUGGGCGACACCCUCAAGUCCAGGCUGCGCAUCGCCAAUGCCCAGACGACGGACACCGGCAACUACACGUGUCAACCCACAACGGCCAGCAGCGCCAGUGUCCUGGUCCAUGUGAUUAAUGAUGAGAAUCCCGCUGCGAUGCAGAAGAGCGGGGCUUUGGCACUGCCCGGACUUGGCCUCCGCCUGACGCUUUGUUGGAUGUUCCUCUUGGUAUUAGCUCUCAGUCGUUGAAGGCGAAAGUUGUACCCCCAGCAGCAGCAUCGUACUUAUACUCAUUAUCGUCAUCAUCGUCAUUAUCAUCGUUAACUUUGUUAUUGCAAACCAAGAAAG
Drosophila subobscura is the source of this 2310-nucleotide messenger RNA. RefSeq lists its product as uncharacterized. Gene Ontology annotation, cellular component: neuron projection membrane. NCBI's taxonomy places the organism in Eukaryota, Metazoa, Arthropoda, Insecta, Diptera, Drosophilidae. The record is from RefSeq and is a predicted model, not a curated record. Gene Ontology annotation, biological process: synapse organization. The coding region runs from base 364 to 2211 and encodes 615 amino acids. The transcript is spliced from 7 exons.